Molecule: messenger RNA, 681 nt
Organism: Syzygium oleosum
Lineage: Eukaryota; Viridiplantae; Streptophyta; Magnoliopsida; Myrtales; Myrtaceae
Exons: 1
Coding region: 80-565 (161 amino acids)
Source: RefSeq, a predicted model, not a curated record
AAGAAGAGGGGGCAUUGCAUCGGUGAAUCACAGCUUCACAACACCGGUGUUACGGGAAGAAAAGAGAAUUCAAGUCAUCAUGGAGUCCUCGGCUCCUCCCUCAGGCAAACGGGGCAUGAUCUGGAAAAAAAUCGUUACGACCCGGAAAAAAAUCGACAAAGCCCAGAACAAAGUCAAGGGCGCGGCCUUCUUUUUCGUCGCCCCUCUCCUCGCCACUGAGAGGCCCGUGUUGGGAAACACGGCGUUCGAUCAGGUCACCGAGGAGGAGACGGUGGCGGCGUUCGUGUACAAGAUGGACAAGCCGUGGCUGCAGGCGAACGAGUUGAGGGUGGAGAUCCGGUGGGGCAAUGCCUUGUGGGUGAUCGGCGAGGGAGACAAGACCAUCAAGGUGAAGCUGCAGAAGAACCAUAAGAUGAGGUUGAGCCAGGCCACGGCUUCUAUGAGCGCCGACGGCGUGCUCACCAUCGUGAUUCCCAAGAGGUUGCGGCCUCGGAAGUGGUACGAGUAUAAGGACUUGGCAUUUAAUAAGUUCAAAACAGUCUGUGUUAGGAUUUCUUGGCCUUAAAGAAGUGUCAUAACACUGCAAGUGCUCGAACUGUCGAUGUGAUGAACCCUUGUUCUUAGCCUCCCAGCUUGUUGUUGAUCAACAUGGUUAAUAAUUUGAUCUUCUGUUUCUUUUAA